Ipomoea nil (Japanese morning glory) is the source of this 1324-nucleotide messenger RNA. RefSeq lists its product as uncharacterized. The transcript is spliced from 5 exons. Bases 239 to 1162 code for a protein of 307 amino acids. NCBI's taxonomy places the organism in Eukaryota, Viridiplantae, Streptophyta, Magnoliopsida, Solanales, Convolvulaceae. The record is from RefSeq and is a predicted model, not a curated record.
AAAGGAAUGAUUUUGCUUGGGUGCUUUUAAGAUCCAAAACCAGGCCUUGCAGGCAAAGGCAUCCGACUUUACUUGUCUCCUCUCUCAAAUCAUACCCUAUAUUAAGUAUUAACAACCUAAAACAGUAUCUCCCCUUAAUUAACUUAUCUUUCUCCUUCAAAUAAGCACCCCUCCCCCCCUCCAUUACACAUAUCACCUGAUCAUUGCUGUUCCAGAAAAAAAGGGGCUGUGUUAAAGAAUGGCAUCAUUUAUUAAGCAAAUGAGAAUGAAGUUUUCUGGUGCAGAGGAGGAUAACAAAGAUGGCAGCAGGAGAACUCUAGCUCAAACAUCUCAAUCGCUUAAAGAUACGAAAAGAGGCCCAAGCUGGUUCGAUAGACAGCUCUCGUCAAGAAGAAUGAGUCAGGAUUAUGAUUCCAGGGAAGGUAGUAUUGAUUAUGCAGUUGCAGUUGCCGCGGCUGCAUAUGCCAUUAAAUCACUGGAAGACUCAAUGAGGGAUCAGAGGAAAGGUCCUGUACCAGAGAAAAAUGUUACAAUAAGGACAGCAACAAUAGUUGAUACUGGAAAGCCAAUAGCACCAACCUCAUCCAUUAAGAAGGCACCAACCUUCAUGAAUAGCACAAAUGGAGUGGCCAGCUCCAAACCUGAAAUUGAAGCAGCCGGGAAGAUUGACAGACCUGCUGCAACAUCCUUCAGAAAGACUCCCACAUUUGGAGAGAGGCUGCUGGAUCGUCCAGCCACUCGAAAGCCAGAGACUCCGGUGAAGCUUCCAUCAAGACAAUCCUCAUCUCAACCAUCCACCCCAAGAGGGCCAAGUCCAAGAAAGGUUGUAAAAGGAGGUACCAGGGCAGAUGUUUGGGAACAGGAAGAGAUGGAAAAGAUCAGAAAACGGUAUGAGAAGCUGAAUUCCACAAUUGAUGAAUGGGAGACUAAAAAGACAAAAAAAGCCAAACGCCAUUUAGAGGAAGUAGAGGCUGACUUGGAUACCAGAAGGGCAAAAGCUCUGGCACAUUACCGCAAUGAGGUUGAGAGGAUUGUAAACAUUUCGGAAGGAGCCAAAAGACAGGCAGAGCAGAAUCAGCAAAACGAAGAGCUUAAGGUGAAAGAAAAGGCAAGCAAGUACAGAUAUACUGGGAAUGCCCCAUCAACAUGUUGGUGCUUGUAAAUCAGACCUGUGAAAAGUAUUCUUUCAAUAAUAAGAAAAUUGAAAAAGCUUGUCAGUAUAUAAUCUCCAAAAUUUUAUGACAAGGACAAGUGAAAAUUUAUUGUAUUGUAUUUCUAGAUUGUAUAGAAGAGAGAGAUCAUGGAUGUGUGUAGAUUGACAAAA